UGUGAUGUGGUUAUCGACAGGCAACCCGACUUUGGCCAUCCGAACUCGGCUAACGCUACUCUGGUUUCAGGUUGCUGCAGCGUCGACGCCAAAGGGCUCGAAGCCCGCUGCUACCGUUGACAAAGCACACGGUUCGUCUCCUGUCAAAGACGCCGCUCCCGCCGCUGCCGCAGCAGACGCCUCGAAUGAUGCAGCCUCCUCCCCAAAUGCACAGCAGACGACCGGAAGUGAGCAGGACGACGAGUCUAAGGUUGUCGCGGGGUUAAAGAACCUCAAGCUCGAAGCCAAAUCGCCGCCGAAUCUCGUCGUCAACGGGUCUCAAACCAGCACGGCGGAAAAGUCGAGCAAGGUUGGCAACGGCCAGACGCCUUCAGACGACACAUCGCAGCGAGCGGACUCCAAUUCCGAGUUAGGAACCAAACCUCCUAGCCUAGACGGCAAGAGUAUCACCUCGGGUACCACGUUCGCCCUGGAUGAGAAGGAGUCACUGCGCCCGGACGACAGCGCCAGCGUCAAAGCCGCGGCAGAGGACGAUGAUGCCUUUUCAGUUCGCGGUUCGUACAUGGCUGGAUCCCGCAUGGGAUCGGACGUUGCGGCUCGCAUUCAGCGUAUUCAGAUCGGAGACAUGCCGCCGCGGGCUCUUCCCGCCCAUAACGCCUUGGCUGGAAACAAGGGCCAGGGCGUCGGCACACCGCCCAGCGGCGUCUCCGACAAACAGGCAGUAGCAGAGUCGAAAGGUUCCUUGGGUGGCGGAGCGACAACUCCUGAUGCCCUGGCACCCAACGCCUUCUAUAGUCAGCAUCCCGACGAGAAGCUUCUCGAGGCGAUGCAGUCUCCCAAGGACCGUAUCUUUCUGCUGAGGCUGGAGCAGCAAGUCAUUGAAUUUGUCCAGGACUCGAAGGAGCCUUACAUGGACCUGCCCCCGAGCAACUCGUUCUGCAGGAUGUUGACACACCGCCUGGCAGAUUAUUACCAUAUGACGCACUCUUACGAGGCAGCUCAGGGAGCAGUCCGUAUCUUCCGGACUCCCUUUUGCCGGAUCCCUCCUUCACUGUCGAGUAUCGCGGCAAGCACGUCAAACAGCAGUUCGCCUGCUCCAGUCGUGCUGCCGCGAAAGAUCAUGCGUCGCGGGGAAGAUGGAGAGCUGGGUCCUGCCAGCGCCACCCCUUCCAAGCCCACGUCAGAAGCAGGUAGCGAAUCCAAGGAGAAGCCUGCCCCGCCGAAGGAGAAACUCACGAGAGAGGAGCGCGAAGAAGCAUACAAUAGAGCCAGACAGCGGAUUUUUGGGAGCGUUGAGAAGUCCGAAAACUCCAACCAAGAUGGUGAGGAUAGCAAUGGGGUCUCCCGUGCUAGCUCAGUUUCAGGAAAAGACAAACCCAACGGUGGAAAGAGAAAGCCAAAGCGCCGGGACGACUCUGAAAACUUCGAGUCGCGGUCGCAGUUCGUCGCGUGGCCGCAGCAUCCCGGCUGGGGUCCCUCAGCACCUCAGUAUUUCCCAGUCAAUGCAGCCCCGUUCGCCGGACAAUUCCAGCAGCCAUACCCAAACACGCCGCAACCCGUAUAUGCGCCUAGCCAGGCAUACGCGCCCCAAAUGGUGCCCAACAACGGGUUUGCUCCUCAGUACACAGGGAUGCCGACCUAUCCAACGCCGCCCUUGCCACCGGCCGUGCCACAAGCUGUACCCCCGCCGCCGCAACAGGGAUACCGGGGCCCUAACCCUCCCAUGGGCGGGCCGUACGGCAGCCCAAUGCCAAGCAUUUCGCAGCCGGAGUGGCCGCAGCAAGGGUUCAACCAGAACGCUUACCCCCCGCGGUCCAGCCCGGUUCCGCCGGCGGGAAUCCCUUAUGCCUAUGGGCAGCUUCCGGCAAAUGCCAACCCCAGUGACCCCAAGAGCCAGCACCCCAUUCCCGGGAGCUAUAACCGACAAGCAUUCAACCCAAAGACGCAAUCGUUCGUCCCAGGAAAUGGGCUCCCACUGCAGCCUCCGCCGCCACCGCAUGUGUCCGGUCCGUACGGAGGUUCCAACUCCCGCCAUGGCAGCCCCCAGUUCCACUCGCCUCACGUAAACUAUAGCGGAUACCAACAGCCACUGCCUCAGCCAGGGUUCGCCCCUCCGCCGGGGCCGUAUGGUAUGACGAGGCAAGGGUCCAACAACUCGAUGCCGCCGUACCACGCUGUGCAGCAGCCUCCCCACGUGCAGCCUCCCCCCCCUCACGGAUCACAGCAUAUGCCCCCUGGAGGCCCCAUGCACAUGCCCAACAAGCCUGCCGGGCCUGCUCCCACAGGACCGGGCCAGUCAUUCAGUCAUCUUCCCAACUACGGCAACCCGGCCACAUUGCCGCAGAAACCUUCCACUUAACGAGAGAAGUUCGAGCAUCGAAAGCGUGUCAGGAGUCACCAAUGGAUACUGGGUUCAUGAGGCGUAACAUGGUUGGCGGUGGCGCAUGUAUCGGGGCGUUUUGGGAGUAAGCAGGCGAUGCCUGAGAUGGUUGCUGUGUUGGAGAAGACCAUCGCGCUGAGAGAGACCACACACGUGUUUUCCGCUCAUUUCUUGCAAGGGAGCAGGCGGCUACGAUAAAGAGAAAGGGCGGGCGGUUCUGUAGGUGU
This is a messenger RNA of Thermothelomyces thermophilus ATCC 42464, 2607 nucleotides long. RefSeq lists its product as uncharacterized. Gene Ontology annotation, molecular function: nucleic acid binding. Lineage: Eukaryota; Fungi; Ascomycota; Sordariomycetes; Sordariales; Chaetomiaceae. The transcript has 5 exons. The coding region runs from base 5 to 2359 and encodes 784 amino acids. The record is from RefSeq and is a predicted model, not a curated record. Gene Ontology annotation, biological process: galactose metabolic process.